CGGGCUGAGGGGGGCGGAGGGACGGAGGGAAGAUGGCGGUCGAGGCCGGAUAUUGGCACCGCCUCCCCCAAUCCUGGAGCCGGCGCAGAUGAGGCGGCUCGGCUGGGGCCAGCGGCGCUUCGGAACCGGAGCAGGUGGGACCCUGGCGGUGGGGCUUGGCCCUGCUGUAUGCCGGCGCCUCGGCUAGAGUGAGCGGCGGCGGCGCCCUUCCUCCGGCUCUUUCCCUGUGGCCGUGAGUUCGAGCGGGUGGCAGGCGGCAGAGGCGGCGGGGCCGGGAUGGAGGACGUAAACUCCAAUGUGAACGCGGACCAGGAGGUACGGAAGCUGCAGGAGCUGGUGAAGAAGCUGGAGAAGCAGAACGAACAGCUGAGGAGCCGCUCCGGGGCCGUGCAGAGCGCCGGCUCCCUGGGGCCUGGCAGCCCUGUUCGGGUCGGCGGGUCCACUCCCUCCUCUGGCGCGGCGUCCCCUCGGGGCUUCCCCUUGGGCCUCAACGUCAAGUCGGGCAGCGGGGCCGGGUCGGGCCCAAGGCGGACGAGUAGCGAGGAGCUGCGGGACGCCACCUCUUUGCUGGCAGCGGGCGAGGGCGGCUUGCUGGACGAGGUGGAGCCGCUGCGGCCCGAGGAGCUGGAGCGCCUGUCAGGCUGGGAGGAGGAGGAGGAGAGCUGGCUGUAUUCAUCACCAAAGAAAAAACUUACACCAAUGCAGAAAUCAGUUAGUCCAUUAGUUUGGUGCAGGCAAGUUUUGGAUUACCCAAGUCCUGAUGUUGAAUGUGCUAAAAAGUCUCUUAUCCACAAACUUGAUCAAACUAUGUCAGCUCUCAAGAGGCAGAAUUUAUAUAAUAAUCCUUUCAACUCCGUGAGUUACACAAGUCCUUACAGUCCAAAUGCCAGUAGCCCAUACAGCAGUGGUUUUAAUUCUCCAUCCUCAACCCCAGUGCGACCUCCUAUAGUCAAACAGCUAAUACUUCCUGGAAAUUCAGGUAAUUUGAAAAGUUCAUCAGACAGAAAUCCUCCACUCAGUCCUCAAUCCUCUAUAGACAGUGAGUUAAGUGCUUCAGAAUUAGAUGAAGAUUCAAUUGGAUCCAAUUAUAAGCUAAAUGAUGUAACUGAUGUGCAGAUUCUAGCUCGGAUGCAGGAAGAAAGUCUCCGGCAAGAAUAUGCAGCCACCACAUCUCGUCGCAGUUCUGGUUCAUCUUGCAAUUCUACAAGACGGGGUACUUUUAGUGAUCAGGAACUUGAUGCACAAAGUUUAGAUGAUGAAGAUGACAAUAUGCAUCAUGCAGUAUACCCUGCUGUUAACAGGUUUUCACCAUCACCACGCAAUUCUCCUCGACCAUCACCUAAGCAGUCACCCCGAAAUUCACCUCGUUCUCGAUCUCCUGCUCGGGGAAUAGAAUAUAGUAGAGUGUCCCCACAGCCUAUGAUUAGCCGCUUACAGCAACCUCGCCUUUCACUUCAAGGCCAUCCCACAGAUUUACAGACAACCAAUGUUAAAAAUGAAGAAAAACUAAGACGCAGUCUUCCAAACCUGUCCCGGACAUCUAAUACACAAGUUGACUCAGUGAAAAGCAGCAGAAGUGACUCAAAUUUUCAAGUGCCAAAUGGAGGAAUACCUCGCAUGCAACCUCAGGCUUCAGCCACUUCGCAAAGGCUGAAAAAUUUGCCUCGUACUUCUCUCAAAGCCAAACAGUUGCUUCAAACUUCAUCUACAAAAAGAGUACCUUCUCCAGGCAAAUUCCGCUCCCCUGCAGCACCAUCUCCUUUGGCUCUCCGGCAACCAGUAAAAGCAUUUAGUAACCAUGGCUCUGGUUCUCCUGGUAGCCAAGAAACAACACAACUUAUGCAAACCACCUCCUCACCUGGGCCUCCCAUGGUUCAGAACACAGUCCCAGCAAAUCCUCCCAGCAAUAUCAACAGCACUACUUUAACCAGACCUGCAGGGACAACCAUGAUGAGAAGUGGCUUGCCCAGACCUAGUGCCCCUUCUGCGGGGGGUAUACCAGUGCCUCGCAGCAAACUUGCACAGCCUGUUCGCAGAUCCUUGCCAGCUCCUAAAACCUAUGGUAGCAUGAAAGAUGACAGUUGGAAAGAUGGCUGUUAUUGACCAGCAAAGACAAGAAUGCAGAGGUCCACAGCUUCAUGGAUACCCCUUCACCAGGCUAAAAGACAACUUUUAUAUGCAAACUGUUCAGCUAAGACUCUCGGGAUUUAUAAAAUCCCAGCUCUCUCUGUCUUAAUUAGCACAAACUGACAGAGAUGAUCAAGCAGCACUUUAAUGACAUUUAACAUCAGAUGUGUUUGGUAAUCAUACAAUCACUCCAUGGAAUCACUUUUAGUUUUGCUUAAUAGAAACUAAGUUGAUUUUUAAAUAUUUGACAGAGGCCAAUAUCUGGGCAAAAAACUAAUGGAUGCCAAAGAGAAAUGCCCAUUUGUAAAUGAGAGAGUACCUUUGUGCACAAGAAAAUGGUGAAUUCAGGCUAUCCAAAACUUCACAUCCAACCUAAUUUACUGUAUAAAUAGUAUCAAUAAAUAUUUGUGUUAAUGAGAACUAA
This is a messenger RNA of Camelus dromedarius (Arabian camel), 2551 nucleotides long. It is a transcript of the gene SLAIN2, whose product is annotated as SLAIN motif family member 2. Bases 277 to 2103 code for a protein of 608 amino acids. The record is from RefSeq and is a predicted model, not a curated record. The transcript is spliced from 9 exons. Gene Ontology annotation, biological process: cytoplasmic microtubule organization; microtubule nucleation; positive regulation of microtubule polymerization. NCBI's taxonomy places the organism in Eukaryota, Metazoa, Chordata, Mammalia, Artiodactyla, Camelidae. Gene Ontology annotation, cellular component: microtubule plus-end.